CCCUUUUUUAAGGCUCUUCGCAAUACUUAUUACUUACGCUUGCAGAAAACGCAACCGACCAAGUUUCAACAACGCCUCCUCUUCUUUCCUUCACUCCACUCACUCACUCACUUUCCCAAAGUUGAAAGUUUUCUCCCAAUUUUUUCUCACUUUUUUAAGUGAGAGAAAGCGCCGUUCUUCUCUCUCUCCUUUGAUCUUCUCUUUCUCUCUCCUCAUUUUAGAAGAAAAAACAGAGGGAUUCUUCAGAUCUCUCUACUUUUUUUCUGGGUAUAUUCUAGAGGUGAGAGAAAGAGAAAAAUAAUAACAACAAUGGCAGAUCAGAAGACCGUUAAACCUACCGGAGUAUGGCCCACCAUUAAACCCUUCGUUAAUGGAGGUGCUUCUGGUAUGCUUGCUACCUGUGUCAUUCAACCCAUCGACAUGAUCAAGGUGAGAAUUCAACUGGGUCAAGGAUCAGCUGUUCAAGUUACCAAGAACAUGAUUGCAAAUGAGGGUGUUGGUGCAUUGUACAAGGGUCUGUCUGCUGGUUUGCUUAGGCAAGCCACAUAUACAACAGCAAGACUUGGGUCUUUCAGGAUUUUGACAAGCAAAGCUAUUGCUGCAAAUGAUGGGAAGCCAUUGCCUUUGUAUCAAAAGGCUCUUUGUGGAUUGACUGCUGGUGCUAUUGGAGCAUCUGUUGGUAGUCCCGCUGAUCUUGCACUCAUUCGUAUGCAAGCUGAUGCUACUUUGCCUCUUGCUCAAAGGAGACAUUACAAGAAUGCAUUCCAUGCUCUUUCCAGAAUUGUUUCUGACGAGGGAGUUUUAUCACUCUGGAAAGGUGCAGGUCCAACUGUCGUAAGAGCUAUGGCAUUGAACAUGGGAAUGCUUGCCUCUUAUGAUCAAACUGUGGAAUUCUUUAGGGAUUCUUGCGGUUUGGGUGAUGCUGCUACUGUUGUAGGUGCUAGUGCUGUUUCCGGGUUCUUUGCUUCUGCUUGCAGUCUACCAUUUGAUUAUGUGAAAACACAGAUACAGAAAAUGCAGCCUGAUGCUUCUGGGAAGUACCCAUACACCGGUUCGAUGGACUGUGCAAUGAAAACACUGAAAGCCGGCGGACCCUUGAAGUUCUACACAGGCUUUCCUGUCUACUGUGUUAGAAUUGCCCCACAUGUCAUGAUGACAUGGAUUUUCCUGAACCAAAUUCAGAAGUUCCAGAAGUCUAUUGACUUGUAGAUGAGAGACAAGGUAUCACGCCAGCUCUAAUUGUGAAACCUCGAUAUACAACUCUGGUUGCUGGUUUCAGGCCUCAGCAACAGUGUUUCCUUCUUUUAUCGCAUUAAACCUUUCAAAUUUUGCUGGAUCUGAAAUAAAUUAGCAAAAACUAUUGUAGUAUAAUUAUAUGAUUCUUUUGGGGUAGGAUGAAGUCAUCUUUAGUGGUAGCUGGAUUAGUCGCUUCAUAUAUUGGAUGAACUGUGGGAGUUGGAGGUCUUAAAUACAUUGCGGAAGCUGUAAACUCAACCAUAACGUGGUUGAUCUUUUUUGUCUUUGGACUAUUUUAAAUUUCAACCAUGCUUGUUAUA
Messenger RNA from Beta vulgaris subsp. vulgaris (sugar beet), 1556 nucleotides. RefSeq names its product mitochondrial dicarboxylate/tricarboxylate transporter DTC. The coding region runs from base 310 to 1209 and encodes 299 amino acids. The transcript has 6 exons. The record is from RefSeq and is a predicted model, not a curated record. Gene Ontology annotation, molecular function: oxoglutarate:malate antiporter activity. Lineage: Eukaryota; Viridiplantae; Streptophyta; Magnoliopsida; Caryophyllales; Amaranthaceae.